UUGAUAAUUUCAUGGGUCCUUCCAAGAACCCCUUCUCUAACUUCCUUCUUUAUAAUAAUGUUACUCCAUAACCAAACCAAAUAUCAUUUCAUCAUUUCCCAUCUCCUUCCCCAAAAUCAGAGUCUCCCCAUCCCCAUGGGCAACCUCUGCGCCACUCCCGUCGAUACCCACACCCCUCCCCCCACUAUUCCUUCCUCCCCAGUGUGUUCUCAUCGACAUGCUUGGACGCAGCCGCAGAAUCUUAGAGUUUACAGUCUGACGGAGCUGAAAACGGCCACCAAGAAUUUCCGGCCGGAUACUAUGCUGGGCGAGGGGGGAUUUGGAAGGGUUUUUAAAGGAUGGGUUGAUGAGGCCACUUAUGCUCCGUCUAAGGUCGGCGUCGGAAUUCCUGUCGCCGUUAAAAAGUCAAACCCCGACAGCUCUCAGGGUCUACGCGAAUGGAAGGCAGAAGUGGAAUUUUUGGGGAAAUUCAGCCAUCCCAAUGUGGUGAGAUUGAUCGGAUAUUGUUGGGAAGAAAAGCAAUUUCUUCUCGUCUAUGAAUACAUGCAAAAGGGUAGUUUGGAAAACCACUUAUUCCGAAAAGGUGUAGAACCUCUAUCAUGGGAAACACGAAUUAAAAUAGCCACCGGGGCGGCUUGUGGUCUAACGUUCCUCCAUACGUCUGAGAAGAGCGUUAUUUAUCGAGAUUUUAAGGCCUCAAACAUUCUUCUAGACGGGAAUUUUAAUCCGAAAUUGUCAGAUUUUGGGCUGGCAAAACUAGGCCCAUCCAAUGGUAACUCCCACGUAAGCACAAAUCCAGUUGGCACCUACGGGUACGCUGCCCCCGAGUACAUUGCAACCGGACAUUUGUAUAUAAAAAGUGACGUGUAUGGGUUCGGCGUGGUUCUCCUGGAGCUCUUGACGGGACUACGGGCAGUGGACCCAAACCGGCCGAGUGGUUCACACAACUUAGUGGGUUGGGCGGAGCCAUCACUGAGCAGCAAGAAGAAGGUCAAGAAACUAAUAGACCCAAGGCUUGGGGACGACUACUCGCCCAAAGGAGCCUGGGCCACAGCCGAACUGAUCUUAAAAUGUUUGGAAUCGGACCCAAGGAAACGGCCCUCCAUGGAAGAAGUUUUGGUCAUUCUAGAAAAAGUUAGUUCUUUUAAAGACAGGCCCAAGGACCCCAAAUCACGGGCUAGGACGCCCAGCCAUUAUUGACUUGUGGGCUCGCUCCUCCAACCACUCAAACCCCAAUGUUAUUCUAAUUGAAGGCUCAUUUAGACUGAUAUUCACUCUUAUGUGGAUUUGGCUCAUUUUAAGUGGUUAUUAUGUAUUAUUAUUUA
Messenger RNA from Cucumis melo (muskmelon), 1325 nucleotides. Its product is annotated as probable serine/threonine-protein kinase PIX13. Gene Ontology annotation, molecular function: ATP binding; protein kinase activity. The coding region runs from base 58 to 1200 and encodes 380 amino acids. The transcript is spliced from 6 exons. Gene Ontology annotation, biological process: protein phosphorylation. Lineage: Eukaryota; Viridiplantae; Streptophyta; Magnoliopsida; Cucurbitales; Cucurbitaceae. The record is from RefSeq and is a predicted model, not a curated record.